AGCAAAGGCAGCGUUCGCCGCCCCUCAGCCCGGUCCCUGCGCCGCCGCCGCCUGCGUUUCGGUUUGUGAGCAGGCCCGGCCCGGCCGGGAGCGAAAGCGAGACCGUGGAGCAGUCGCCGCCACAGUCGCCAGGGCCGGGGAAGGCGGGCGAUGCCCCCAACCGCCGCUCGGGCCAUGUCCGAGGGGCGCGCGUGUUGUCGCCGCCGGGGCGCCGCGCCCACCUGUCGUCCCCCGGGCCCAGCAGCUCGUCCGAGGCUCGCGAGGAGCUGCGCCGCCGCCUCCGGGAGCUCAUUGAGCGCAGCCGGGUGAUGAUCUUCAGCAAGAGCUACUGUCCCCACAGUACUCGGGUGAAAGAACUCUUUUCUUCUUUGGGAGUCGAAUGUAACGUCUUGGAACUUGAUCAAGUUGAUGAUGGGGCCAAGAUUCAAGAAGUGCUGUCAGAAAUCACUAAUCAGAAAACUGUGCCCAAUGUUUUUGUGAAUAAAGUGCAUGUAGGUGGAUGUGACCAAACUUUCCAGGCAUAUCAGAGUGGUUUGUUACAGAAGCUCCUUGAGGAAGAGUCAGCAUAUGAUUAUGAUCUCAUCAUUGUUGGUGGUGGUUCUGGCGGCCUUUCAUGUGCGAAGGAAGCUGCCAUUUUGGGAAAGAAAGUUAUGGUGCUAGACUUUGUUGUCCCGUCACCUCAGGGCACAUCCUGGGGUCUUGGUGGCACUUGUGUAAAUGUAGGUUGUAUUCCUAAGAAAUUGAUGCAUCAGGCUGCCCUUUUGGGGCAGGCAUUAUGUGACUCAAGGAAAUUUGGCUGGGAGUAUGAUCAACAAGUGAAGCACAACUGGGAGACGAUGACAAAAGCGAUUCAGAACCACAUCAGCUCUCUAAACUGGGGCUACAGGUUGUCUCUGAGGGAAAAGGCUGUGGCCUAUGUCAAUUCCUAUGGAGAAUUUGUUGAACAUCAUAAAAUAAAGGCGACCAAUAAAAAAGGACAGGAGACUUAUUAUACUGCUGCACAGUUUGUCAUAGCAACGGGUGAAAGGCCACGAUAUUUAGGAAUCCAAGGAGAUAAAGAAUACUGUAUUACUAGUGAUGACCUUUUUUCUCUGCCUUACUGCCCUGGCAAAACAUUAGUGGUGGGUGCCUCUUAUGUCGCCCUGGAGUGUGCAGGAUUUCUGGCUGGCUUUGGCCUAGAUGUCACAGUUAUGGUACGCUCAAUCCUUCUCCGUGGCUUCGACCAAGAAAUGGCAGAAAAAGUGGGUUCCUACAUGGAGCAGCAUGGUGUGAAGUUCUUACGGAAAUUCAUACCUGUGAUGAUUCAACAGUUGGAGAAAGGUUCACCUGGAAAGCUGAAAGUAUUGGCUAAAUCCACGGAAGGAACAGAAACAAUUGAAGGAGUCUAUAACACAGUUUUGUUAGCUAUUGGUCGUGACUCCUGUACAAGGAAAAUAGGCUUGGAGAAGAUUGGUGUCAAAAUUAAUGAGAAAAGUGGAAAAAUACCUGUAAAUGAUGUGGAACAGACCAGUGUGCCAUAUGUCUAUGCUGUUGGGGAUAUUUUGGAGGGUAGGCCAGAGCUCACUCCUGUUGCCAUACAGUCAGGCAAGCUGCUAGCUCGGAGACUUUUUGGGGCCUCUUUAGAAAAGAUAUAUCAUACUUUGUUCUGGCCUCUUGAAUGGACAGUAGCUGGCAGAGAGAACAACACUUGUUACGCAAAGAUAAUCUGCAAUAAAUUAGACCAUGAUCGGGUGAUAGGAUUUCAUAUUCUUGGACCAAACGCCGGUGAGGUUACCCAAGGAUUUGCAGCUGCGAUGAAAUGUGGGCUCACAAAACAGCUACUUGAUGACACCAUUGGAAUUCACCCCACAUGUGGGGAGGUGUUCACGACUUUGGAAAUCACAAAGUCGUCGGGACUAGACAUCACUCAGAAAGGCUGCUGAGGCUAGGCCUGCUGCUGUUUAGUUCUCCUUGUCAUGUUCUCAUUUCUCUCAAAGAUAAGAACACUCUUGGAUAACAUGAAUCUGUGCUCAUGACAGCUGCUCUGUUACUCAGGGACCAGUGCAGGGCUGCCUUACAACACUGAGAUGAGAAAGUAGACAAGGAGACAGGACAGCAGUGGGCAUCUGCCUUGUAGUCUCGCUGACUGCGAGAAGCAGUGGGACUGCUUCCUUGACGCCUUAGCUUGGAGCCCUGUUGUGAGGUGAGCCAAGGCCGACUCUCGCAAGCCAGGAUUGAGCUUCCCUUGGAAAGACCUUUGAGUGGCACCAUUAACCUAAGUUAGCUUUUCUGGUCGCCAUUG
Molecule: messenger RNA, 2281 nt
Organism: Rhinopithecus roxellana (golden snub-nosed monkey)
Lineage: Eukaryota; Metazoa; Chordata; Mammalia; Primates; Cercopithecidae
Gene: TXNRD3
Product: thioredoxin reductase 3
Exons: 15
Coding region: 309-1922 (537 amino acids)
Biological process (GO): glutathione metabolic process; cell redox homeostasis; cellular response to oxidative stress
Cellular component (GO): cytosol; mitochondrion
Molecular function (GO): flavin adenine dinucleotide binding; thioredoxin-disulfide reductase (NADPH) activity; glutathione-disulfide reductase (NADPH) activity
Source: RefSeq, a predicted model, not a curated record